Messenger RNA from Morus notabilis, 483 nucleotides. RefSeq names its product vesicle transport protein SFT2B. Gene Ontology annotation, biological process: vesicle-mediated transport. The transcript is spliced from 6 exons. Gene Ontology annotation, cellular component: membrane. NCBI's taxonomy places the organism in Eukaryota, Viridiplantae, Streptophyta, Magnoliopsida, Rosales, Moraceae. Bases 1 to 483 code for a protein of 160 amino acids. The record is from RefSeq and is a predicted model, not a curated record.
AUGUGGGCAAAGCUAAAACAAUCUAUGUCAGGAGACGACGACGACGAGGGCGGAGGCGACGCUUUAUUGGACGAUGAAUCCGACAACUUUUUCUCUCUUUCUCAAACUCAGAGAAUUUAUGCAUUCACUGCGUGUUUGCUCGCUGGAUUGGUUUGUAUGUUCCUGUCGAUGAUUGUCUUCGCAAAACCAAUCAAAUUCGCCUUGUUAUUCACCUUUGGCAAUGUUUUGGCAGUUGGAAGCACAACCUUCCUUAUUGGCGCUGGGAAACAAAUGAGAAUGAUGUUUGACUCCGCCCGAGUUUAUGCAACGGCUAUUUAUCUUGGAUGUGUUGUUCUAGCACUCAUCUGUGCCUUUUGGAUACAUAGCAAGAUUUUAACAAUACUCGCGAUCAUUGUUGAGAUCUGUGCCCUUGUUUGGUCAAAGAGAUGGCCGGAUUUGCUUACAACCCCUUGGGCCUUGACCAUGAAGAUGGUCUCUUUCUGA